Molecule: messenger RNA, 699 nt
Organism: Prorocentrum cordatum
Lineage: Eukaryota; Dinophyceae; Prorocentrales; Prorocentraceae
Source: the annotation of a GenBank genome assembly
AUGAAUCUUUCCCCGCGCGGCGCAGAGUGCCUGCUCUGGCUCUGGCAGCUGUUUCGCUGGCAGUCGUGGCGGCGUUUGCGCUUGCAGCAGCGGUGUGGGGAGGCCUGGGACGAAGACGCUCUGGCACCCGGCCUGUCACAGUGCGCAUGUUGGGCAGCUGUGGCGGUGUAUCUGGCGAAGCAGCUGCCGCUGAACGAGGGGAGGGUGAGAGAUGCUUCUGCUUGUUCACUGGCCACUGCUUGGGCCUCUGGAACUGUGGGGAGAGGUCGCUUGAGCAGUGCCAGCGCGAGUCCUGCCAAGACAGGGUGGCGUUGGAGCUCACGGGCACCGCAGCAACGUUCUACAAUAUCCAACCACCAGGACCUGUUGACAAUACCCGUUGCCUACCACGAGACCAUUGUGUCGAUGGUGGAAGAGUGCCCGGGAGGAGAGGCAGAGGGCCUGCUCACUGCGCUCCUGGACGCCGGGCGGCGCGUCUUCGUGGAGGCCGGCGUCGGUGGCGCAGGGAGAGUCGAGGCAGAGAUGCAGUGCGUGCACCUCCCCGGUGCCAUCUCCGUGCACUGGCUGCACGUCCACACCUUCAUCGGAGAGGUUGGAAACGGCGAGGAUCUUCCGGCUCGGCCACCUGGCGCUGUGUGUGCACUUGUCAACAUGACCUCUGCGGAAGCCGCGCGGCACAUGCUGGCACACGCAAUUUGA